This is a messenger RNA of Leptidea sinapis, 5005 nucleotides long. Its product is annotated as tolloid-like protein 1. Gene Ontology annotation, cellular component: plasma membrane. Bases 160 to 2550 code for a protein of 796 amino acids. The record is from RefSeq and is a predicted model, not a curated record. NCBI's taxonomy places the organism in Eukaryota, Metazoa, Arthropoda, Insecta, Lepidoptera, Pieridae. The transcript has 17 exons.
AGCCUUUAUAAAUCAGUAUCGCAGAGUUUGCUGUCGGGCGCUCUACACUAUUUUACAAUGAAAUAAAUGUUGCUGACAUAAUCUAAUUUUCGGAUGAGAAGUGUGGCGGGCUGUGUAUUCAAUACGCACAAUAACAUAUGCUGACGAUAUGGAUGCAGCAUGACUGCAAAACUUUGGCUAAACACGUUCGGUUGCCUGUUGUUGUGCCUACUAUGUCUCCUAUCUACCUCAUUGCAAGUCACAAGCGCGUUCACGGAUGAGACCGCGGUUCUCUCAACUGUUUCGUCGCUGGCGGACUCUACGCCAACUAAAUUUCCAAAGUGCGAUCGCACGUUCGUGAGUCGCGGUGGCGCCACCAACGGAACGUUCCACGCGCCCGAGCUGCUGAACCCUCACAACACCAGCCGCCAGUGCCUGUUCACCUUCCUGGCCGCGCCGGGCCAGCGCGUGCUCGUCGAGUUCCGCACCUUCGAUCUGCGAGGGAAACCGCCAGAUGGAGCAGCGCUGGGGGAACUUCCAGCAUGCAUGCACGAGCAUAUGGAUAUCUACUCGGAGAUGUCGUCGCUGGAGCCGGGCGAGCUGGUCAACUCUCCGUUCGGCGGGCGCUACUGCGGACCCAUCCCUCCACGCCGCCGGGUCUCCCUGCACCGCGCCGUGGCACUGGCCUUCUUCACCGAUCACACCUACACCCCGCCCACGCUCUUCUACGGGACCUAUCGUUUUAUCAACGCCUCCGAGUUCGAGGUGGGAGCGCCGGUGGCGAACACCUUGUGCUCAUUUGUUAUCGAGGCCAGCAAACGCAAGACGGGCCUGUUGCUGUCCCCAACCUACCCCGGAAUCUACCCCAAAGAUAUCACGUGCAACUAUCAGUUCGUCGGGCAGCCAGGACAACGCAUCCGGCUAGAGUUUCGAGACUUCGAUCUAUUUUUCGGCGGGCCGCAUUGCCCGUUCGACUGGGUCCGCGUGUACGAUGGGCCAGAGAACUCGUCCGCCGUGAUCGGCACGUACUGCGGCCAGCAGCGCAACCUCGUGCUCUACUCCAGCGACGAGCGCCUCCUCGUCACCUUCUUCUCACUCCCACGCGCCGCCAACACGCAGAACCGCGGCUUCAAGGGAAUCUUCGAGUUCUCUGAGAGUUUUGUUAAGUUAGAUUUUAUAAGCAAACACGACGCUGAACAUAUAAGGGGGUCGGAAUGUGACCAAAAAAUACUUAGCAAGAAGGAAUCUUCAGGAUUUGUAUACCACCCUAACUAUCCAUUCCUCUAUAUACAAAAAGUUGUUUGUAGAUAUUUUAUAUAUGGCAUGCAAGAUUCUCAAAAUUUAGAGAGAGUCAGAUUAGAGUUCCAGAAUUUUUCUAUACCGAAAGGAGAUAAACCGAAACCUGAUACCGCGUGUCCCGAUGGGUACCUGAAGGUAUACCUGAAGGGCCAGGAGGCAACGGACUCGUAUGACAAACAUGACGCGGAGCUGUGCGGUGAGGGUGAGGUGGGCCCGCCUGUGUUCCCGCCGCCGCUCGUCUCCGACGGACCCCGCCUGGUGCUGGUCUUCAGCUCCGGGGAGCUUCAGGGAAGAGGCUUUAAGGCGAAAUACACGUUUGAAACGGAGUACCGUGUGCCGGGCACUGCAGCCCCGGGUGGAGAAUGCUCGUUCACGUAUCGCUCGGAAGCCAAGAAGCGUGGUGACUUCAACUCUCCCCGCUACCCAUCCAACUAUCCGUCGCACACGAACUGCACGUACUCCCUGGUGGCCACACCCAACGAGCAAGUCACCGUCGUCUUCGACCACUUUAAAGUGAGGGCAGAUGCGUGGAACGCGACAGCUGGAUUAUAUGGUGGAGCAACAUGCAGCGAAGAUUGGGUUGAAGCGUGGUGGUCCGGCCGGGAAGGAACCCGUGUCCCGCUAGGUCGGUGGUGCGGCCUGGCUACUCCUGGACCACUGCAGUCACCUCGAGGAGCCCAGGGCUUGCUAAUCGCUCUGCACACUGAUCACGAAGCCGUCGCGUCCGGGUUUAAGGCGAGAUACGUAUUCGAGCCAGCGAAAUCCAUAUUUGGAGACUGCGGUGGCAACGUUUCUGGUAGUCCAUGGGGCGUGGUUGCCUCGCCGAGAUACCCUCUCCCGUACGAGGCCCCGGCGCGAGGAGCAGCCUCCCGCGUCUGCAACUGGUUCAUCACCGCCAAGCCGGGAAGACGCUUGCUGCUCAACUUUGAUCAUUUUGCUGUUGAAGGACAUCUUACUGAGCGUGGCUGCCCAGCGGCCGUGCUACGCUUGUGGUACGAGAGUCCGGGCCCCCCGCUAGAGCUCUGCGGUGAGAAGGCGCCUUCAGACCGCUGGCAAUACCUCUCCUCGUCCAACUCGAUCAGAUUAUCGUUUAUUAUAGCUGAUAAGUCAGUAGGGGCUGCGGGGUGGCGCGCAGUAUGGACGGAGGUGACUGUUGGGGGCGUUGGGGAGGAGUGCCCCGAGGUGUGCGGGGGAGCAUGUCUCCCUCCCGGUGCGAUUUGCUCCGGUCUGCCUCACUGCGCUGGACAGACAACCAAGUCACCACGAUGUUAGUAUGCUCAAACUAGGCUAAGGUUUACAAUGGAGAAGUUUAUAAUAUUAAAUAUUGAUUAAUCUAAUAGUUAUUAUAGUUGGCAGCCCAACACUUAUACAGGGCUAUUCUCUUCCAUGUAUUGAUCCAAAACCCUUAAGUAUCGCCACGUUUUGGCUUCAUACAUUGCAGAAGAAUACUAGCCUGUACCGUGUUUUGUGGAUGUCUAUAAUUAGCUACGAAUAAGUAGCAGUAUCUGUCUACUAAUGAGCGACAUAAACAUAUUCGUAAAGUUUUAAAGGGAUUUCAGUAUUUUUUAAAGAAUAUCUAGUAUCUACGCAUUCUUCUUAAUACUUAGGCCUAAAUAAUUCUACUCUUACUAUAAUAUUUACUACCUUUCCGACUACCCUCUUAGUUCAAGUAUCACCGAUGAUAUUGUAUCUAUAGUAUUUUCUCUAUAGUAGAUAGUUCAAUUAUUGUCGAUUGAUAUAAAUAAUAUAUUUCCUUAAACUUCUCCAUUUUGUUUCCAAUGUAAAAUAUGAACGAAAUUUGUUUGGCAUAAUUUAAAAUUGCUGAUUUGCACUUAUAUACCUAAUGCUUGUCAUUUUCUUAAGCUUGUAGCACAAAUAGAACACUGUAAUUCUAGAAGGAAAAUGUAUUUUAGCUUGCAACAGUAUGAUAUUGAGAGUCACAGCAUUCAACACAGUUACCUGUAUGCCAGCUGGGUAUAUUGUAACAUUUAAUAUGUACACGCAAUAAGAUCUACCUACCUACCUAUUGGUGUGGGCACACUUCACGAAAUGCUUAGAUUUAUUUAAUAUUAUCAACAUCAAUUGUUUGUAUUUACAAAUUCGUAAAAGUAUGUAUAUAUAUACAUCUAAUCUGGAUAUCUUAAAAAUUAUAAUCAUACUUUAAAAACGUACUUAUAAGUAGAUUUAAAAGAUUCACAAUGUCGUCUUCAGUAUUUUAUUGGAAGUAAAAGCAAUGAAUAUUACUUUGUACUAACUAUGUCAACUUUUAUAAAACGACAAAAUAUGUAGUCCCAAACUGAUAAUUUUCUAGGCGCAUUUUUUUUGUAAAUCUAGCAACGUCGGAGAAUGAGUUUAAAUAUAUUUCAUUGUAACUAAUUGUGUAAAGUUGACUUAUAUAAUAUUUAAAUUAGAAUUUGUCAGUGUUAAAUAACAACAAAAAGGAGUAAGCUGGGCGUUCUUUAUAAAGAAAAAAAAAGUGUGUGUGUACUUCUUUAUGCACGCAAGAAGUUAUACUUCUUUGGCCUAACGAAGCAAAAAUCAUUAAAACGAUUUAUUCCUCGUGCUAAUCUACGUUUUUAGAACGAACAAUUUUGUAAAAAUCUUGCAUCUUUGCAACUUAAUUACUUGGCUUUGACACUUAAUUAUUAAAUAAUGAAUACGGCUGUAUGGGCUUGAACAAUUUGCCUGUUCUAUUAACGGUCGAAGAAAGAAACGUCGGAAAAUUUUAGGAACCAAAUUCAACCUUACCAAACGCGCCAAAACAAGUACCUGUAAUUUCUAAUAAAUUGGUGAAAAUUAUAAAUAUAUUAGUUACUUUUGUGUUAUAGUGAUCUUAAAAUUUGACUCUCAUCAUGUUUUCAUUACGCGCCUAAGGAAGUAUUACUUCAAAAAUGUGUGUGUUCUUAUGUACGUAUUGUAUUUUACGUUUGUAGAGAGAUCAGAAUAGUAAUAAAGAAGGUAUUAAAUAUAACCAACUUAAAUAUUGUUAUACCGCAUAAUUUAGUCUGAAAUAUUAUACAAAAUAUGGUCUAGUUGACCAACUAACGUCAGAGUGUCGAAUUUGCGUCACGGUGUGCGCGCGCAUUGUAUAAAUUCACACAGCUUUUUUUAUUAUAGUUUAUUAUCAGAAUAAAUUAUCACUAACGCCCCAAAACUUCAAAUAAAUUGACGAGAAGUAUAAAUAUAUUUCUUAAAUAUUUUUAAUCAUAUAAUUUGUGGCAAAAUAAAACCAAUAUUGACUUGAUUGAGCCAAUACGUAACUUCAGGGCUGAAAUAAAAGAGGCUUAGAUUUAAAAAAAUCUAAUUAUGACGAAACUAAAUAGAAAUAAUUGAAUUCCUCCCCACCUACUUAUCUCUGUAUUCGGUACUAGUAAUUGCAUAUCUAUAUCAAACGUAGAUACUAAAUAGGUACCCACAAACAUGCUUAAAUAGUUAAUUUAAUAACAAUUUAUUAAAAUUGUACUCCCCGCUUACUUCUUACAUUAUAAUAAGGUAAAUGGUUAAUAUAAAAUGUAGCAUUGUAUGACAUUUAAAAGAACACAGUUUAAAUUUCACUUUCUGUCUCUUCUCAGUAAAUUGACGAUUCAAUGCAAUCUUUGUCUCAGAGAAUACAUACCUAUCUACUAUUGUAAACUUGAUAUCUAGGCGUAUGGCGUAUUUAUGAUCAUACCGGAUGUGUUAUUGUUAUUGCUAAACUUAGUUCAAUAUAUUGAAGAUGUUGGAAACA